Molecule: messenger RNA, 1524 nt
Organism: Aspergillus ruber CBS 135680
Lineage: Eukaryota; Fungi; Ascomycota; Eurotiomycetes; Eurotiales; Aspergillaceae
Product: putative choline transport protein
Exons: 5
Coding region: 1-1524 (507 amino acids)
Biological process (GO): transmembrane transport
Cellular component (GO): membrane
Molecular function (GO): transmembrane transporter activity
Source: RefSeq, a predicted model, not a curated record
AUGGACAUCGAAAAAAAGACUAGCAAUGCCCCCGAAAUCGAACUCGCAACCGGCCAAGUCGUCACCGGCCUUCCCCCUUCCACCCCGAUGAAACGCAAAUUUAGCAUCCUCAACAUCAUUUCUGUCGGUUACAACAUCUCCAACAGCUGGAUAGCUAUCGCCACCAGCUUCGCCAUUGCCAUCCAAUCCGGCGGUGCCAUUUCGCUGCUCUACGGCAUCAUCACCGUCGCUGCAACAAUGGCCUGCACUGGUUUAACCCUGGCGGAACUCGCGAGUGUUUACCCCACUGCUGGAGGGCAGUAUCAUUUCACAUCUAUCCUAGCGGGGAGGAAAUGGAGUCGGGGGUUGUCGUAUGGUUGUGGGUUGGCGGCAGUGUUUUCGUGGGUGACGUUGGGAGCGUCGAUUGGGGUUGCUGCGACAGAGGCGUUGAUGGCGAUGGUUAUUCAGUGGCAGCCGGGGUAUCAGAUGCAGAGCUGGCAUAGCUUUUUGGUAUAUCAGUUGUUGAAUAUCGUGGUGGUUGUGUACAACAUUUUCUUGACAAACCGCACCCUCUGGGUGUACAACGUUGGCUUUAUACUGUCUCUCCUUACCUUCCUCACCAUCACAAUAACCUGCCCCAUCCUCUCCCCCGACACAAAAGAAAUUGACUCCACCGCCAUAUGGACACAAAUGACCAACGGCUCCAACGGCUGGCCCAACGCAAUUGCCUACCUAACCGGCCUCUCAACACCACAGUUCAUGCUCUCGGGUCUCGACGCGGCACUACAUUUAGCUGAAGAAUGUCUCGAGCCAGAACGUAUCGUCCCUCGGGCUGUCAUGGUGACCGUGCUGAUAGCAUUCAUGACUGCGUUUCCGUUUGCCAUUGCCGCGGUGUAUAGCUGUAAGGAUGUGGCGGCGGUGUUGGAUGAUCCUACUGGGGUACCUAUAUACAAAAUCUGGAUGCAAGCCACAAACUCCCCCAUCGCCGGAACAGUAUUCAUGGCCUGCCUAUUCGCAGUCUCCUGCGUCGCACUGAACGCUGUACACCAAACCGCUUCAAGAAUGACAUGGUCGUUCGCGCGAGACGACGCACUUUUCGGAUCGAGAUGGUUAGGCCGUGUCCACGAGGGACUAAAUGUUCCUAUCUACGCACUCGUGGCGAACGGUGUUAUCGUGAUGUUGAUCGGAAUUGUCUAUGUUUGCUCAACUACUGCAUUCAACGCCUUCAUAAGCACAACCGUAAUAAUCGCCCAAAUCUCCUUCGCCAUCCCCGCCCUGCUCCUCCUCAUCCGCCGCCGAGACACACAUUAUCUCCCUGCGAAACGCGUCUUCAAAGUCCCCGAUGUAAUCGGCUACAUCGCAAACACAGUAUGCGUGUUGUGGGCGGUUGUCGAGACGGUGUUUUUCUGCUUUCCGGCGAGUUUUCCGGUUACCGGGGGAAAUAUGAAUUAUGCCUCCGCUGUUAUUGGGGCGAUGUUGGUGCUUGGGUUUGGGAAUUGGUUAUUGUAUGCGAGGGGGUUCUAUCAUGGGCCGAGAUUGGAGUAG